Knipowitschia caucasica is the source of this 2499-nucleotide messenger RNA. The record is from the annotation of a GenBank genome assembly. NCBI's taxonomy places the organism in Eukaryota, Metazoa, Chordata, Actinopteri, Gobiiformes, Gobiidae.
AUGCCGUGUCUGCGCUGGAGUGUGUGUCCGCUGCUGCUGCUGCUGCUGCUGCUGCUCCGGGUGUCUGCCGCCCAGGACCCGGGGGAGGAUGGAGCGGAGUCCGGGUCUGGGAUGCUCCUCUCCGAUGAGCUGGACGUGCUGCAGAUGCUGUGGCCUCAGGUAUCGAAUCACACAAACUCAUCUCUGCGGCUGGAGGGAGGGGAGUGCCCUCUGCUGGGGCUGGGACAGUACUCCACGCUGACCUUGGCCCUCAGGCAUGUCCUCCACCACAGGUUUGCGGAGGACUUCAGUCUGCUGGUUCAUUUCCGGAGCAGACAGACGGAGGAGCGCAGCGUGGUGACCGUGCUCAGCCCAGAGGGUCAUGUGACGCUGCAGCUACGCAUCAGCUCCACGGCCGUCACCUUCAUCGGCUCCCAGGACCGCCAUUACGAGUUCCCCGUGGUGGGUCUGUCUGACGGGCAGUGGCAUCGCGUGGCCCUCAGUGUGGCCCCUCGCCAGCUGCAGGUGUUUGUGGACUGCUCUGAGCUGGAGUCUGUGGAGUGGCUGCAUUUCGGUCUGGACCUCGGCCUGGACGCACUGAUGAUGGUGGGAGGGGCCACCGGCUCUUACGACACGCCCUUUGAGGGCGACCUCCGGCAGCUGAGUUUUGUGAUGGGGGAACCUGAUGCUGCGAGGGCCCAGUGUAGCCGGCCUCCUCCCCGCUGUGAUGGGACCCUUCCCAAGCCUGUACGAACCUCUCGCACAGACAGAGACGGCAUGAGGUUGGAGAAUUUGCUGCUGUCCUCAAACGACCUAGAGGAUCUCCUGGGGAAUCCGAAGGCCUUCAGUCGGGCCACCUUGUUCUCGCAGUUCGGAGCUUCUCGAGGUGACGGCACAGUGCCAUCUGGACCAAAUCGCAAAGGCUCCAUCACCCGAGGAGAUGUGUUUUUGGUUGACGAAGACACCGACCUCAUUGACCCGUUCUUCCAGCACGGUGGAAUCCUGAACCCGGACCGGAAACCGUCUCGCAACGACCAGAAGAUCCAGCAGAAGGAAAAGCCCGAACUCUCCAAAGACCUCGAGGAAAACAUCACCACGGAUAAACGCACGGACGCUGGUGGUAGGAAUAUCCCUUUGUUCCCUGGAAAACCUUCGGACGGCAUAAUUGAUUUGGAUUCGGGAGUUGAGCCCAAGAAGCCGACCGUCACGCCAAAGUCUCCGGUCAAACCCAGCCCUUCGCUCUUGGACCAGAGGGUGAAGGAGCAGCCCCUGGUGGUCAGUCCCAGAGAAGGAGACCAGGUGCUGGGGUCCGAUGGGAGAUGGUACAAGCUCCAGAGAGGACCCAAAGGCCGAAUGGGACCUCCCGGACCUGAGGGCUGUCCUGGAGAGAUGGGGCUGACUGGAUUCAAAGGAGAUAAUGGUAAACCUGGUCCGGAUGGAAAACCCGGGCGCAGAGGAGAUCCAGGACUUCCAGGACCGGCCGGUUUGCCCACGGUCUACCUGUGGAGAAACACCGCAGAGGAGUGGGCCGCCUUCCAGCAAACCAGCUUCUACCAGCUGCUGCGUGCCGGCUGGCCUAGAGAAGAAGGCCCUGAAGGACCUCCUGGAGAGAUGGGCAAGCCUGGCUUUCAGGGUCCACAAGGUGAAGCUGGAGAGCGAGGGCACCCGGGAAUUCCAGGAGAAAUGGGGGAGAGAGGUCCCAGAGGAGGCCCAGGCCCUCGCGGACCUCCUGGACGUGACGGAGCAGACGGGGAGGACGGCCUGACUGGGCCCCCAGGAGCUCCGGGACCCAUGGGCAUGUGGGGCUACAGAGGAGAGCGCGGAGCCAAAGGAGAGGACGGCGAUGAGGGUCUUAUGGGCAUUACUGGAGAAAGAGGAGACGCUGGUGAACCCGGAGAGAAGGGCUCCAUCGGUUUCCCAGGACCUGUCGGCUCAAUGGGACCACCAGGGCCCCGGGGAGUGAGAGGAGCUGACGGACUCUGGGGACCGUUCGGACCUGCUGGGGAGCCGGGGCUGGAUGGAGCUCUGGGUUUACCAGGACCACCAGGAGGAGCUGGUUUGACUGGACAAGUUGGAGCGCAAGGAGUCAAUGGUACAAGGGGCGAUGUGGGUCCUGUCGGCAGUGUUGGCUUUCCUGGUCCUCAGGGGCCUCCAGGGUUAGAUGGACAGUCUGGACCCCCAGGACUCAGAGGAGCUCAAGGAGCCACGGGACUGACCGGUGCAGCUGGGACCAAAGGAGACUCCGGGCCUAAGGGUCCUGGUGGUCCUCGGGGAGAGCCUGGGUUUGAGGGGUCCAUGGGCCCCCGCGGCCCCGAGGGCGACAAGGGAGACCGAGGAGCCAAAGGAAACCGAGGCGAGGCAGGGGCCGCUGGCAUCAUGGGCCCCCAGGGAGAAAGGGGCCCCUCUGGUUUCCAGGGGUUUCAAGGAACAAAGGGCCAACUAGGACUCCAAGGACCAGAGGGCGCCAACGGGGAAGCAGGGGCACAAGGGAACCAGGGAACUCAGGGUCCAAAGGUCUGA